CACGUACAACAAAUUUGUGCUACUUCCCGUUCCGGUUAAGAAACCCUAAACUUCUAACCUCUUCAUCUUGUUAUUCUCUCAGAGGAUCGUUUCACACUCCUGCCAAAUCUACUCCAAGACUUCGAUUUAUAGCUCGCAGGAAGGAAUCAGUGUCUGUCUUACAGCAACAAAGACCUCUGAUGGAAUAUAUGAGAUUGCCCGCUAGUCAGUAUUCGGUUUUGGAUGGGAAGAGGAUUGAGAGGGUGGAUGAUAAUACAUUCAGAUGUUAUUUGUAUGGUAUUAAAUUCUUCGCUUUUGAGGUGAGCCCUGUUUUGUUGGUGAGAGUUGAGGAGAAGCCUGACGGAUGUUCUAUCAACCUCCUUUCUUGCAAGCUUGAGGGAUCACCUAUUAUUGUUGCCCAAAAUGAUAAGUUUGAAGCUUCUAUGGUGAAUAGAAUAUCCUGUGAUAACAAACUAGUAGACUCAGCUGUGCAGCAACUUACUUCAGAUGCAUUCAUCGAGGUUGUUGUUGAAAUCCCUUUUGCAUUUCGAGCACUUCCGGUCCAAGCAAUGGAAUCAACUGGUUCUCAGGUCCUUGACGGGGUACUAGGAGUAACGCUUCCCCGGUUUAUGGCUCAGCUAGUGAAGGACUAUCAAGCUUGGGCUUCUGGAGACAAUUCAAGGCAGCCUUUAGGAAAUGGUCAAAUUUGAAUCUCAGGCACAUGAAUACUCUUUUUUGAAAGUAGCAUCUUUUGUAUUUUGAGAACAUUUCAGAAUAUGAUUUAAUAUUAAAAAAAAUAAGAAAUGGCGUGUUUUAUGCUGCAGCCAUUGAUUCAUCUGUGUAGUGAGACUAAAUGUUAGGGCCACCCCAGGCCUACUUAGUUUCAUUUUUCAGUACAUAGUAAUUAAGGAUUGGGGAAAUAACUAGUCGCAGCGAAGAAUGAAUGAACCCUAGCGGAAGCGCCGCCCUUCAGAUCGAUCGAUCGUAGGAGGGCUGGCAAUCGGCGUCUCUGGUUUCAAUUCUCUCUGGCUACAGGCGAUUUGUGUGUAUCCAACUAGUCAAACUGUAUCAAAACAGCGCCCUUCUGUUAGAUGAGUAAUGGAGUGACGUGCCAGACCCUCAAUUUCUUUGUCAGGGAAGUGGUAUUAGCUCUGCAUUUUAGGGCUGCCUCAUUAGGCGAUUCUCCAGCUUUUAGGCUCUCAAUUAGUGAUGUAAAGCAAAUAAGCAAUGACUGAUGCUCAGAAGCAAAUCCAACAGAAGCCAGGGAGUAUGACAGCUGAUCCCCACAUUGAAUUCCAGAGGGGGCUUGAGGAGUUGACGAGAGGCCACUUCGAUGAUUGUUUGUCAUUUGCAUCCUCUGUGACGGGUGAAGUGGGUGAUGACGGGGAGAAUGGCCAGCUUUUUAAUCGGAGGGGGUCUGCUGCUGAGGGGGAUGAACUGCCGGAGUCAUCUGUUGCCAGGCGGCACCACCAUUCACGGAUAUUUAGUAGGUGGGCUGCCAAGCAUGCACAGGAGAUGAUUAGCACCAUUGGAACUGAAAGAAGGGAUCUUGAGUCUGAGUUGUUGGCACCCUCCCAGGUACCCGCUGCCUCCAUGCUUGAUUCAUCAUCCUUGAUGGAAUCACAGUCCCCUACGGAAAGACUGACACACCCGAUGAGCAUGAACAUGCCAGAAAGCAGAGACAGUGAGAACCAAGGAAGCUUUACUGAUGCUACUGAGAUGGCGAAUGACAAUAGAGUUCGGUCUUCUGAUCUGAUUUCACAAUGGAAUGAGAACUCGGAGCACAAUGAUUUCAUCCGGGAGCAAUCUUCUGAUAUAGGUGAUGUAGAGAGGGAGAGGGUGGAAAGGAUUGUUCAUGGUUGGAUGGAGAGUGGUCUCUCAGAGGCAUCAUCUAUUGUUGUCGAUAGCAAUGGCAACUCGAGAGGGGAACAGAUCACGGAGUCUGAACGUGAAGGAGUAGUAAUCGUGAGGGAGUCGGUGCAAAUGGACAGUCAACAUAGAUCGUUUCUUGAGUGUCAGAGGGAAGAACAGAACAGCGGACCGGAUGAUGAUGAAGAUCUGCAGCCAGAGCAUGUUUGUGGGGAGAUGCUGAGAUCAUGUGGAAGGCAGGGUCAGCUCGGUUUGAUUGUGGGGAGUGUAAGGGAAAGGCAUAGGGAACUUCAGAUGCUUUCGGAGUACCGCGCUGUUUCCGACUUUGGCCACCUCAAUCGCAUCCAAUCACUACUCAGAGGUAGAUUCCUGCGAAAUGAAAGACCCGUUGAGGAGGAGAGUCCGCCUUCAAUGGCAGCAGCUGAAUUGGUUCAGCUGAGGAACCGUCGUCCUGUCUCUGGCUUGAGGGAAGGAUUCCGUUCGAGAUUAGAAAACAUUGUCCGUGGUCAAGCAAGCAGCAACUCUGAGCCUCCAUCUGACAGAAUCAACAGGGAUUCUCAAAAUCCCCAGACUCGUAUAAAUCCUUCAUUACAGAUUCGAAAUGAAAACCUUGAGCAAGUGCAGCCUAGUGAAGAUGAUGUUAAUACCCCUCAGCUGCAUGGUGAACACAUAGAAAGCGGUGAUUUUAGUUUCAAUCAAAGCCCAAGUCAACAGCCAGUUCUUAGUCAGGGUAGAGAAUUUGAUUCUGAGGGAGGAAACCAAGAAGACUUGACUUCUGGUGAAUCUACUGGGUGGACUGAUGAGACUGUUGAACACACAAGAAUGGACUGGCAUGUUAGUUCAGUAACUGCUCGGCGGCCCCAUGAGACUGAAGGAGAUGCAAGUGGAGAUGAUCAAGUGCUGCAAGAAGGCCAAGAGGUUUGGCAUGGUGAUGGCUUGCAAGAGGCUGCAGAGAAUUUGACUGAGGAAUAUCCUGAUCAUCCUAGUCUGCAGCCCUCAGUCCUACUUAGUAGGUUUAAUAGAUUCCAACCCCCCGGUGAUGAGAAUAUAUACAGUUUGGAACUCAGGGAACUUGUAAGCAGGAGGAGUGUUUCCAAUCUUUUACAGAGUGGGUUCCGUGAGAGUUUGGAUCAGUUAAUUCAGUCAUAUGUAGAAAGGCAAAGUCAUGCACCUAUUGAUUGGGAUGUACACAGAAAUCUGUCCCCCAUCCCCACCUCACCAGAAAGGGAGGACCAAGAACAACAACAUAUUGAAGAUCAACAUGAUGAUAGUAUGGGUAGACCACCAACUCUAUUACCACCCCCUCCUGUGCCUCCACCACAACCUCUUCGGCAUCAAUAUAUGCAUCAAUCUGGUUGGGCUCGUCACACUGUCCAUCGUUCUGAAUUUGAGUGGGGGGCAACGAAUGAGCUGAGAGCAGACAUGGCAAAACUGCAGCAAGGUAUGAACACAAUGCAGAGAAUGUUGGAAGCCUGUGUGGAUAUGCAACUGGAGUUGCAGCGCUCCGUCCAACAGGAGGUGUCAGCUGUUUUGAACCGAUCCGUUGGGGGGGCUGCACAGAACUCCUCAUUGGACAGUUAUAAAUGGAGCCAUGCAAGGAAGGGUAAUUGCUGUGUCUGCUGUGAUUGCCAUAUUGAUUCCCUGCUUUACCGAUGCGGGCACAUGUGCACAUGCUCAAAAUGUGCAAAUGAGUUGGUCAGAACCGGAGGGAAGUGUCCAUUGUGCCGAGCACCGAUUGUUGAGGUCAUCCGUGCUUACUCUAUUCUAUAAUCGAGAAAAAAAAUUCCUGUCAUGAUUUUAUUCCCAUUUUUCAGGUGUCCAAAUUUUUUUCUUUAGUUUUAUAUUAAGGAAAGAAAUGUGUGUUAAUAUUGUCUUUCCUUGUUAAGCACUCCGUAACCCAACAGUUUAACCACACAAGUUUAUUUUCUUAAUAAAUGUGCCAAGUCAACCCCAGAGUGUAGUCAAUUAUCCUUCCGGUUUUAU
Molecule: messenger RNA, 3831 nt
Organism: Cuscuta europaea
Lineage: Eukaryota; Viridiplantae; Streptophyta; Magnoliopsida; Solanales; Convolvulaceae
Source: the annotation of a GenBank genome assembly